AUGACGCGCAAGCGCCGACUGCAAGUAGAAUUGGGAGGAGAGCUGGACUAUGAUGGUGAGAAUAACAUACUUCCGCCUUAUUGCCCGGCUCCGGGCAGAGAGGAUGCUACGUCAUAUGUCAUGAUCCUGGAACACAACUCCCUUCUUAUUCACAUCCACCAGAGUAUUUAUACAGGAGAAGUUUCUAAAGAGAAUAGAGAAUCUCUUGUUCAAUUAAACACUCUGGAUGUUUUAGAAGAGUAUGGAGUGGAGAUAAAUGAAGAAAAGGACGAAAGACCGUUUUACAAGAGAAGCAUCCAACUGCUGGAGGAUGUUGAAGCUCUGGAGUACAUAAUAAACAUCGUGAAACAGGAACUGUCUGAUGAAGAGAUCAAUAGUAUCUAUCUGGAGGGUGAUAGCCAGCUGUCCGAAGUAGUUCCUUACUCGGGACAGCAUCUUGCACUUCUCGAUGUUGAGAAUAACGAACGUCAGGAUUCGAACAAUAAUUCGAUGAGUGACCAAGAUGUUGAGGUUAUCAGUCCACCAAUGGUGAUAGAGGACGUUGUAGAUACAACUCCUGAUAAACAAGAAGAAACUGUUGCUGAUGAGGGAAUAAAUAAAACGCGUACUGACGAUAAUACUGCAGAGACAGUAACUGUAAAAAGACUGACGGUCGAAGAUAUGAUUGGGUACAGCGGAGGACUGCGGGUUUACGAGAGGUAUGAAGGGAAGGUAAUGGAAGAAAGGAUGAACAAAAUACCUUAUAUGAUAAAUCUGUCCCAUGUUGAUCAGAUCCAGACCAUGUUGAACACACAUGUUGAUCAGAAGGAGACUAUGCUUGGUUGA
Arctia plantaginis is the source of this 825-nucleotide messenger RNA. The record is from the annotation of a GenBank genome assembly. Lineage: Eukaryota; Metazoa; Arthropoda; Insecta; Lepidoptera; Erebidae.